CCGGUUUGCUGACGAUGAAAGCUCAGACGAAAGACUAAGGAGAGAAUGACUUCAAAAUACAAUUCUAAAGAUCGGCCAGCAAUUUUUUACCGCCAAGUUGUUAUAAAUCUGUUUAACUUUUCGCUGGCCUCAUCUAAAUUUUGCCUUCUUCCAUUCCUUACUUUAUACUUGAAAUUUUUAGGACUAGAACCAUUACACGUUGGUUUGAUAUUUGCUGUUUAUUCUUUCUUACCUAUAAUUGGAAAAUGGACUUGUUCUAAAUGCGCUACCUCUUGCGGUUUUCGACGUGCUGCAUUGAUGCUAUCCCUUUUCUUUACCAUUUUGGGCUAUGUAGUUAUUAUGUUUAUACCGCCGAAAACGUCUGCCUAUGAUAAGAAUUUCUUAUGCAUUCCAAAAAACGAUAGUGAUAAACAGUUUCCUCCAUCUGUACCAUCGACAACUACCGAAUUCGUAACAAAAUUUAAUUUGGUAACUGAAAGGAAAACUGAGUUGCCAACAGAAUUCAGGGAAUUAACAAAGGCUAUUACGGAAAAAAUUACAACUAGAAAUGUUGUGUCAAAUUCACCGAUUUCCUCUUUUGAUUUAUUAUCGGAAAGAGAUAAGAAUUUACUAGCAUCGCGCACCGAUGUCAAUAAACUAAGAUUAUUGACAAGAGAACAAUUAACGAUGGUCCUUGCUAAGAUAAAAGAGAAAUCUCGAAGGGUGAGUCGUUCACCGACAACACCCGCUACUGAUUUUUUAUCGCGAACGCUUAACAAAAUGACGUCGGGAGUGCAUAGCGUCGCUGAUAAAUUGAAAAAUGUGGAAAAUAAAACGUUGCUUUUCGUUCUUUUAACAAUAUCUGGAAUUAGCUUAUUUGGUUCGGCUGUUGAACCUGUUGCAGACGAUAUAUGGCACGAUUUUCUCGAUAGAUUUGAUAGAUUGGAUAAAUAUGGUAGCCAUUCUACUUGGUAUGAUUUUGGAACAAUUUGGACACCGGUUACAAUAGCCGCAGCUGUCGAAUUUGGAAAUUGUGAAAGAAUUAUGCAUUUACCAACUGUCUAUCUUUUCUUCCUAUCAUUCGCCUGUUUAAUGGGAUUUUGUCUUAUCCUAUCCAUAUUCUUCCCUAAUAAAACUGCUCAUAGAAAGCGUAAAUUUCUUUUUGGUUUAAGGACAACGUUUGGAGAUGUUAGAUCAAUUUUUCUAACAAUAACUGCAAUGGCGUGUGGUUUUGCAACAUCAACUGUUGAAAUAUUUCUAUUUUGGAAAAUGUUUAAGGAUGGUAAUUGGUUAAGUUUAGGAAUAGUCGUGUCAGCUUCCAGAGUCGGUCAAGUUGUAUCGUCGACUAUCGUUGGUAGGGCGUUGAAAAAUCUAAUUUUCUUUGAAACUUGCCUUGGUUUAUUCUUUAUAUCUGCUGGUCUAGUUUGGUGUAGUUUAGUUGAAAAGGCAGGUGGGUUAUGGUUAACUCCAGCUUGUGUUGGUGUAAUGGGUUUCGGAAAAGGAUUCAUUUUAAGCGCUAGACACUGGCAUCCAGAAUUUAGGAUUAACUCAAUUAUAGUUAAUCGUAGAGCUCAAUCGGUUGUCAACCAUUUUGAAAAUCAUAUUGGAUUCGGUAUUGGUGCUUUAAUAUCUGGCCCAAUUUACUCCAAAUGGGGUGUUGAAGUCCUAAUGCAAAUUGGAGCAAUUCUUCUAGGCCUAUUCCUCAUUGCCAAUAUUCUGGUUGCUAAAUGUUCACCGCCAAGGCCAACUGUUAAAUAUUCGAAAUUAUUACCGGACGUUGAAUUGGAUGACGACGAGGAAGACAGCGAUAAGGAAGAGGAUGAUUGGUUAGAACACGCAUUGAUAAGGGAUAAAAUGGGCACUAAGAUUAUAAAAUAAAUAGCCAAAGAAAAACAAUUCUUUUCUAAAAUUUGUCAUUUAAUGUAUAAAUUUUUGUUUUUUUUUUUACAAUUUCCAUUUUUUAUUGGGUUCUGGGAAAAUUUUUCGUUCUUGUCUUCCAAAGGUAAACCUUUCACCGUAAAUUUUUUUAGUUUAAACUUUAAAGACAGCUCAAAUUACAAAACUUUUAAAGUUUUCCUUGCUUUAAAGCUAUGCAAAAAUUAAGAUAUUGAGAGAGGGAGGGAGGGAAUGUGGAAUGCGGAAUGUACAAGAACAAGAGACUGAUUAAUCAUGCAUUUUAAAAAAUUUAUAUUAUCUCUCUAAUUUUCUCUUUUUCCCUCUCUCUCUUUUUUAUCUAUCGCUCUGUCUGUCUGUCUGUCUGUCUGUCUGUCUAUCUAUCUGUCUUUCUCUCUCUCUCUCUCUCUCUCUCUCACACUCGCUCGUUCAUUUACAUAUAGACUUUUUUAUGAUGGUUUCUGCUUUUUUAUGUAUUCUAACUCUGGAACAUGUUUUAAUAGAUAAUUUUAAAUAAUUGCUUUUACGCUAAUUAUACAUAUAUUUUAUAUACACAAUAUACUAUAUAUACAGUAUAUAUACGUUUAUUAAAGAUAAUAUUUCUAUACAGUAGAGUCAUGAGGAAGAUUUAGAUUAGUAUUGGCCUAUUAACCCACUAAAUAUACUUAAUAUCAUUGUUAGGUUAUUUAAAGUACUUAUUAGCCUUAAUUUAUAAAUUUUAAAGAAAAGGAAAUAAGGGAAAAUAUAUUAAGCGUAAAAUAUGAGAUUAGAGAAAAAAUUAACCUUAUUAUUCAUUUCUAUUCAGAAAAAAGAGUAUUUUUAAAUUUUUCUCAUUAUUAAUGAUUAAUCUAUGUAUUAGGAAAAUACCUUAAUCUUUGAGAUUAUCUAAAUCGAUAAAUUUAUAGUAUAGAGUAGUUAAUUGACAGUUUAUUCACAAAAUUUUUAUAAGAGAAAAGAAGAGAAAUAUCUGAUUAAAGAUUAUACAAUACAAUGAAAAGUUUCAAUUAUCUAACGUUUCCUUUAAGAUUUAUUCAAGAUAAACAAAAUAUCGGAACGUCGUAAUACAUUGAUAAAUCCAACAUAUACUGUAUAUAUAUAUAUAUUAUACUGUAUUCAUACUUGAAUAUGAAAUAUACAUAUUCAUUAUCUAUGUUAUUCUUAUUUUGUAUGCUUUCUUUGUAUGUUUCCUCUUCUUCAGUUCCAUUGUUUAAAAUGAAAUAUGAUAUAUAUAUUUUAAUUAAAGCUAUGAAUAUUUAUGAGGAUGUGUUUAUUUCUUUAUUACUACUAUUCAUAUUCAAUACAAGUUCAAUAAUAAAUUUAUACAUUCAAGCUCUGUUGUUGUUUUAUUUGUUUUGUUCUUCCCGCUAAAAACGCAAUGAAAAAGGCAUGAAAGAAUGGAUAAAAAAGUUGUAAUUAACAUUUGAUGCUAAUGAUUAUCUGGGUCAAUAAUUUUAAUUAAAUUUGAUUUAUUUUAGUUAGAAUUGUUAAGAGAAAAAAAAGAAGAGAGAAGAGAAAUGAGAAAAGAAAAUGAAAAGGGAAAUUAAAGUCUUAAGCAUUACUUGAAAGGGAGUGGAUUCGUUUAUAUAAGUAUCGCUAGAAUUAAUCUGUUUUUGGCUUUCGUUCAAAUAAGAGACGAAUGCAUAUUUAAUCGGUACAUAUAGGCCUUUGUCAAGUGGGAGCUUGCUAUUAAAAUCCAAUAUACGAUUGACGAAUAUAUCGCAAUUACAUAAAAAAGUCUUUUUCUUUUUCUUCUCUUUGAAACGACCCUGGACGUAAAAAAAUGCAGACAAAUAUUCCUUUUCACUUUUCUUCCCUGCUUCUUCUAUCCCUUCGAUUUUUAACCUUACUCCUUCUAUGAUAGGCGGGAGUGUCUUUUUCUUUAGUCUCAUCUACUUCGUUAACAUCCGGUACAUUCUUUGCUGGAGGUCUAAAAGUGUUGUAAGAUUGUUCAGUCAAUAAGUUCAUCAUAUCAAAUAUUACUCUGUCGUUUUUUCUUAUCGAAGGCAAGGUGAUAUUGGCUUUUUUACGCUUCGGUGCCUCAAGUUCCCUGCUCGUCGAUUUCGGUCGUUCGAUAAGGAAGCCUUCCAGUGUUUUUCUCUCCCUUUUAGACGGUACUAUUCGUACAUUAUUUAUAUUGAAUUCAGCUUUAACGAGUGCUGGCAGACGACCGAAUGUUUUCAGCUCGAUAAUCUUUUGUUUCCUCUCCUUGUUCAUCUUUUCUAUUUGAAUUCUUUUAGUUGUUAUACUCUCGUCUGCAUUUUGCCUUGUAAUUUGGUCUUUUUCUAUGAGAAUAUCUGUGCAUUUAUUGUGUCCAGCUCUACUGGCCAAAGUAUACGGUGUAUAACCAUUGGAAUCUUCAAAAUCCGCAUUCAAUCCAUACUUUUGGAGGGCACAGGCAACAGCCUCAGUUAACUCGACGUCUCCCCUUUCGCAUGCGUAAUGAAGAGGGCUUCUACCAUUCUGGUCCCUUAAAGUUAGUUUAGUAUCAGCACCAAUUUCUUUAAGCAGGAGGAGAGCUUCAGUUCUGCGUCCAAGCGCACAAGCCCACGUCAUAACAUCUCUUCCGCUUUCUUCCUCAAUAUCGUUAUAAUUCCUAAAUUUUGGUAAAAGUAUACGAAACAUCUUUAAACGUCUCUGACCAUCUUCAAUUCUGAGGGCGGCAAUUAAAGAGUCUCUUGUCGGUGCUAAUCCAUUCCUAGCAAGGAAUUUUACCUGCUUAAAUCGACAAGAUUUCACAGCAUCCAACAUUAAAGUUCCACUCGUCAUAAUUUUCCUAUUGAACUGUGCACUGGUAGUAUUCCCUAAUUCUUUCACUCUCUUUCUUUUUUCUGUCACAAUUAUGUCUCUCACUCUUUAAAUCUUUUCUUGUGAUAAACUAUUAAAGUUCUUUUAGACCCAUGAAUUUAUAUAAUAAAUAAAUAAAUAUAUAUACAUAUAUGUUUAAGUAUUCGUCUCUUUUUACGUUCAAUAUCCGAUCAAUUCGCUUGCUGUCUCUCAACUGCACAAACCCACGUUUUAUAUAGUUUGCUUACCUAGGUGAUUUAUGCAUUAUUCAACCGGCUUUCCAUUCUGUAACUGUCACGUAAUCGCAAGUAAUUAGCUUUAAAUUGUAUUUUAAAUAGAAAUACGCUUACAACAAUUGUUUAUUUUUAUUAUAGACAGUUAGUAGUAAAUCAUCAACAAAUUCCGACCUUGACUUGAACUUUUCCCAACUCUUUUCUAGCAUUGAAAUAUUUUUUGACAACAAAACAUUACGAAAUCUAUCUGCGUCUUGUAUAGACAACAAGCGACAUUUUUCAACAUUACAUAGAUCGUUAUAGUCUUUCAAUUUUGGUAACAGUUUUACACCUAAAUAGUUUUCUAUUGUUUUAUAGUUGACGCUAAAAGUUCUUAAAGGGAUAGUAUUAUUAACAGAUUCAUUGGGAAUGACGAAAGAACCGGUUAUUGUUUGUUCAUGUGGUUGUUUAAUAACUAUUAUUUUAUAUAAAUGAGUCGGAACAGCCACGAAAUUUUUACCAAUCACUUUAAAAUUAACAGUAAAUUGGGAAUUUUUCAUUUCCGGUAGAAAUAGAGGUCCAGAGAAGACUGAAAUUUCGUUGUAUUUUUCAACUAAUAGCCUAACGUAAAAUUCAAUUUGAGACCAAUAAAUUUGAUUAUUUUCCCGAUUCUGAGGUACAAUAUUUGUUAAGAGAAACGUCUCAUCCAUAGCCUUUUGAUCAUGCUUAUGAUUUGCAGCAGACGCUAAAUGACCUCUUGUAUAAUCGCUAUGUCCGUAGUCAAAAUUCUGGGAGAUAAACGGUUGAACGUCGUUAUCACUCUUAAAAAUUUUCUUCUUCUUUGCUGAACCACGGUAGUUUUUAACAGUUAAUUUUUCAAAAACCCAUUGGGGAACUCUUAACGCUGUGUUGUAACUAGUAAAAUAGGAUCGUCUUACUAAAAAUUCGCCAGGUUUUUGCGGCCUUCCGAAUGGAAAUGGAUCAUUAAUCGAGUAUUUAUCCAAAUUUUUAGUGCAAACUUGAAUACUAGACACAGUUAAGCAGUAAUUUCGCGUUUCCCAGAAACUGAGUAUCCCUAAGAGUAUUGAUAAUGUUUCAGUCAUCUUCUCUAAUCUUUAUGUUAUCCAGUCUGCAACUGCUUGCUUUUGUUACAUAUACAGUAUAUAUAUAUAUGUUGGUAUAUCCGCAUUUCCUCAAAACCUUUUAACUAGUUUCUUUCUUAAUCGAAACAGUACGACGAAAAAACCUUUUGAUAAGCCUACAAGUACUUUGAAUUCUCGGUCUAUAAGCGCUGGCCUAACAAGACAGAAUACAAUUUUUUUGUUUUAUAUAGGCUUAUACUCUGU
Molecule: messenger RNA, 6214 nt
Organism: Dimorphilus gyrociliatus
Lineage: Eukaryota; Metazoa; Annelida; Polychaeta; Dinophilidae
Source: the annotation of a GenBank genome assembly